Molecule: messenger RNA, 777 nt
Organism: Cheilinus undulatus (humphead wrasse)
Lineage: Eukaryota; Metazoa; Chordata; Actinopteri; Labriformes; Labridae
Gene: eve1
Product: even-skipped-like1
Exons: 3
Coding region: 1-777 (258 amino acids)
Biological process (GO): regulation of transcription by RNA polymerase II
Cellular component (GO): nucleus
Molecular function (GO): RNA polymerase II cis-regulatory region sequence-specific DNA binding; DNA-binding transcription factor activity, RNA polymerase II-specific
Source: RefSeq, a predicted model, not a curated record
AUGGGCUUACAUGACACCAAGGAUUCAGACAAAGCCAGGAUCAGGGUGCAUGUUGCAGAGGGCAGACAGACACCGGUGGGGGCCACCGCCAUCGUGCACGCCCCCGACAGGGAGCGGCAGACAGAGCCGUGCACACGCAGCACCCUGCUCGAUCACAGCCGGCGCCACCGGACGGCGUUCACACGUGAGCAGCUGUCCCGGCUGGAGCAGGAGUACGGGAAGGAGAGCUAUGUGUCCAGGCCUCGGCGCUGUGAGCUCGCCACUGCUCUCAACCUACCAGAGACAACCAUCAAGGUUUGGUUUCAGAACAGGAGGAUGAAGGACAAACGGCAGAGGCACGCUCUGCCGUGGCCCCACCCCCUCGUUGACCCCCUGGGGGCGCUGCUGAUGAGCCGUUCCUCACCCACCUCUGCCCUGCCUUACCCCUUCCUCCCACCCCAUCUCCCUCACCUUCCGCUCCACCAUCAUUAUCCUCUGUCUCUCUCCUCGCCCACAUCCUCGCCUCACGGUCGCUACAGCGCCCCUAUGAGGACCCUGGACGCUCUCCGCCUCUCCCAGUACCACCACAGAGCGGGGGGGCUCCCUCCACCCACAGCGGGCCCUUACUCCACCAGCAGCUUAGUGCCUCACCCAGCCUCGUGCCCCUGCCCGCUCUGCCUACACUGGGGAUCAGAUCAGCUGCUCAAAGCUAGAGGGGAGGGGCUUCUGAGCCAAGACCACAGCCCCAAGACCAGGAGCCAGCCCGCCGGCGUGGAGCGGAGGGAGGAGGUGGUGUAA